Messenger RNA from Ruditapes philippinarum (Manila clam), 3039 nucleotides. RefSeq lists its product as uncharacterized. The record is from RefSeq and is a predicted model, not a curated record. The coding region runs from base 1818 to 2588 and encodes 256 amino acids. The transcript has a single exon. Lineage: Eukaryota; Metazoa; Mollusca; Bivalvia; Venerida; Veneridae.
UUAUCGCGUAAUGGGUUAAUACGAUCCCGGCUUUUCUGAAUAUGACAUGGCAGUGGUUAAUUCCCGGAUCGCUAUAUAUCUAAUACCAUCAGGAGUCCUCUUUCAUAGUUGUUCAUAUAGUUCUACACAUAGGUCAAGGACACGUCUUAUAUAGAAACACACACGCACACCUUUAUACCUUUUAAUGCCUAAACCUUAAAUAUUUGGCAUGUGGUAUUGUCUUGUUGACCACUUUAAAAUUUUGUUCAUGUAUCUACAUCAUAUCCAUUUGUUUAAAAUGUAUCACAUAAGAUGGACUUGACAUAAUUUUUAUCAAUAUGUUAAGGGAAAAUAUGUUUAAGUCUUAUUGAUAUAAACUCAAAUGCCUCAAGCUUUAAUAUUGAAUAUGUACUAAUGCCUUAAGAACUUGUACAAAUCAAAUGUUAGUAAUGCCCCAUGAAUCUAAAUUUGCCCACACCCAAGAGAGUUCUUCAGUAAUAUAUUCCUGUGUAGGACUUGUGUCUGUCACUCAUUCCAAUACUAAAUAACAUAUUACAACUUAACUUCGUAUAAAGAGACAUCUUUAUGAAUGUAGUCUACCUAUCUAACAUUUUUUGGUCAAGGUCAACAGGCCAUAAAGUAAAUGUGCAUUGACAUAGGUACUUCAUUCUAUCUGUUUACAUGCAUCUUCAAAUAUACUCAUAUUCCUCUUUGUUAAACUAAGAGAACUGGCUUCCAUAACUAUAUAUAUGUCACUUUUAUUUUGAUGUUCGCUGAAGUCUCUUCAGCUAACAGAACUGUCAUUUUACAUUUAAACACACCCCUCGAAAAAAAUCACGAAGCGAGUCGCUACUAGCUUUUUUAAAAGCUAACCUUGUUCAUAAGAUACGAUGACUAUAAUUAUAUAUGUAUAUGUGUGUAUAUAAAUAGGGGAAACUUUGAGGGGACAAAGACGGUAGUAUAUAUAGAGAGACUGUAUUAUAUAUUACUGUUUCAUAGAUGCCUUAGAAAGGGAAGAUUUCCCGGGAAGAGGGUUUUCUUGGGGGAUACUAUGCAAUGAGAAAAUGGGGCUUGGCAAUCUUUUGGGGGAAAGUGUCUUAAAGUGAUGUAUUUACUGAAUGAGUUUUAUUCAUAAAAUACGAUAUAUAUAAUUAUAUAUGUUUAUGUGUGUAUAUAAAUAGGGGAAACUUUGAGGGGACAAAGACGGUAGUAUAUAUAGAGAGAGUGUAUUAUAUAUUACUGUUUUAUAGAUGCCUUAGAAAGGGAAGAUUUCCCGGGAAGAGGGUUUUCUUGGGGGGAUACGGAAUGAAAGUCGUUAUUAAAAUAAAGAUAUCUGUUCAUUGCAUUGUAAUUUAACUUCAUUACAAACAAACUGUAUUAUUUAUAACUUUCUUAUUAAUGUGUUUUAAAAGUAAGAAUUUACCUGAAGAUGGUUUUCAUAGGUUUUAUAUAGUGCAUAAAAAGGCAAUUUGAAAUGUUUUUGUUUUAUACAUAUAUUAUACAUAAAUAAAAAAUGUAUUGACGGAAUGAAUGGAAUUGUUAAAUUAUGUGAUAUAUGAAGUUGAAUAUGUAACAUAUGAUGUUAUUAAAUGUAUAUCGAAAGUUACAAGUGUUCACUUUUUAUUGAAUGAAUUUUAUUUAUAAAAAUUUAUUCAUUCCGUUCCCCAUUUUGUUCCUCAUUUGCUAUAAUAUUUGUGACUUGAAGAGUAAUAAUAUAUUGAAUGAAAUUAUGUCCAGAAAAAGGUAUUUGUUGCUUGAGUGAAUAUUGAAUUAAUAUUAUUUUGCCGAACUGAAAUAUCUGCAUAGUAUUAUAGGUAGUCAGUAUUAUAUGUUAUAAAAUGGCCGAAGGUGGUUCUAUAGAGGAAUUACAAGAGAAAGUUAGUUUUCGUAUUGGUGGUGGAUUUAGAAGAAGAAAAAUAGAUGUAGAUGAUAUUACUGUAUCAGAUUUCUAUAAUCCUUGGAAUUUUUACCAUCUUUUUAUGCAAGAAGACUCUUUUGUGGUGAAAUGGUGUAUAAGAAAUGGACUUCUGCCAAAUGAAAUACCAUGUAUUAGUAAAGUAUCAAACCAAGAAUCCAGUUCUAAAUGUCACGGCAUAAUGAAAUUUUGUAAGAUGUCGGGGAGAAGUACUGGAUUUACUUUAAGAUGUAACAGAAAUCGUAAUCAUGAAUGUGCAAGUAGGAAGUACAGCUUCUUUGAGAAAUCAAAAUUAACCAUACAAGAUAUAAUGGUGUUCAUUAAAACUUAUCUAGAAGCAAAUACGCUAUAUCAAUGUAGUAGGCAAUCAGGCAUUCACUAUCAAAGUACAGGGGUGGACUGGGGUAGUUUUAUCCGAGAACUGUUUAAAGAACACUUUCAUACACAUGUACUUACUCGUAAAUUGAAGGGAGUAAUAGAAAUUGACGAAUCACUAUUUGGUAGAAGAAUUAAACAUCAUAGAGGAAAUCCCAGAAAAGGUUGUAAGAUAUGGGUAUUUGGAAUGGUAGAAAGAGAAUCAAAUUCAAUUAUAUUAUAUCCUGUAAGAGAAAGAUCUCAGAAAACUUUGUUACCCCUCAUUGAACGUCACGUAGAAAAAGGUUCGACAAUGGAGCGCUUACUGCCCUUUAAAUGAGUUGGGAUAUAAUCACUUCUCCGUCAUUCAAAAGUUCACAUUCAAAAGUUCUUAUAGAAAUCUUGAUACAGGGGAGGUAAUUCAGGUACAUAUUAAUAGAAUAGAGGGAGCAUGGAAACAUGCCAAGGAUCACUUCAAAAGUAUUGCAGGAAACCCAAAUAAGUCAAUUUGAAGGUCACCUGGCAGAAGUAAUUUGGAGAUCAGAGGUGAAAGGGAGAUAUUUUGAGCCUUUUUUUUAUUUAUUACGUGACAUUUACAGUUUGAAAAAGCCCCCAAAGUAUUCUUAACCAACUACUCUCUUUGACUCAUGGGACUUGAACAUUGAAUGUGACGAUGCAACCUUCCGGGAAUGGGAAGUUAUACAUACAUUAACAGAUAACGAUACUGACACUGAUUCAGGAUCGAACUUAUCUGAAGUGGAUGUUAUAUCCAUUUCUUCUGACAGUGCAAG